CCGCCCCCGCUGCUGAGCUCCAGAGAGGCGGAUAGAAGAGCUCCGCGUAGCCGCUCACAGACGCUCCUCCGCCGGCCACAGACUCCGCAGCGCCGCCCACGUGUGAUUGGCCAUGACGAUUGGAGCAGGACCAGAACCGGACAUCCAGAAGACACACACUAAAGCGUCUGACCCGCCAAAGACUGAACACACACCGGACGCACACAGAAAGGGUCAGCAUCAGUGUGAGGAAGACUACAUUUCCCAGAAGUCUUUAAGCAGCAGGCUAUCGUGGUCAGCGUUGGGCCGCAGUUACAGACUAAAGAUCAUGGAGUGUAAAAUCACACUGCUGGACGGCACCGACUACACCUGCACUGUGGAGAAGCGGGCGAGGGGUCAGGUGUUGUUUGAGAAGGUCUGCGAUCAUCUCAAUCUGCUGGAGAAGGAUUAUUUUGGCAUCACCUACAGCGACACUGAGAGCCAGAAGAACUGGCUGGACGCCUCCAAAGAGAUCAAGAAGCAGAUCAGCACUUCUCCCUGGAGCUUCGCCUUCAACGUGAAGUUUUAUCCUCCAGAUCCAGCGCAGCUCUCGGAGGACAUUACCAGGUAUUACCUGUGCCUCCAGCUGCGGGAUGAUGUGGUGUCCGGCCGUCUGCCAUGCUCGUUCUCCACUCAUGCGGUCCUGGGCUCCUACACGUUGCAGUCUGAGCUGGGCGACUGCGACUCGGAGCUGCAGAACUCCAGUGCGCUCUCAGACCUGCACUUCGCUCCAAACCAGAGCAAAGAGCUGCAGGACAAAGUGCUGGAGCUGCACCGCGCAUACAGAGGAAUGACUCCUGCUGAAGCCGACAUGUUGUUUUUGGAAAACGCAAAGAAACUCUCCAUGUAUGGAGUCGACCUGCACCGCGCCAAGGAUUCAGAGGGUGUGGAGAUCAUGCUGGGCGUCUGCUCCAGCGGCCUACUCGUCUACAGAGAUAAACUGCGCAUCAAUCGCUUCGCCUGGCCAAAAAUACUCAAGAUCUCCUACAAGAGGAACAACUUCUACAUCAAGGUCCGGCCGGGAGAGCUGGAACAGUUCGAGAGCACCAUCGGAUUUAAGCUCCCGAACCACAAAGCAGCAAAGAGACUGUGGAAAGUGUGUGUGGAGCAUCACACCUUCUUCAGGCUGGUUUCUCCUGAGGCUCCGCCCAAACGCUUCCUGACUCUGGGCUCAAAGUUCCGCUACAGCGGCCGAACGCAAGCGCAGACGCGGAGAGCCAGUUCACAGAUCGCCCGCGCCGCUCCGCAGUUCCAGAGGACCACCAGCAGACGGCACACUGUCACUGCCAGCAUGGACAACACACCGGCGAGUGUUAACCAUGAGGAGGAGCUGACGAGCAGUAAACCCGCCGCUGUCCCGGAUGAGCUCAUCACUGCCGAAACGCCAGAGAAGAAGAGCGAGGAGAAGAUCAACUCCACCGAGGAGGAGAGCAAAACCACCACCGAAGAACCAGAGCAGACCAGCCCCGUCACUAAGUGUGUGUACUCGUCAGAUGCUCUAGUGUCGGAUCUGUCUCUGCCGUCGUCUCCCGUGUCCUCCACUAGAGUGCGCUGCAGGCGGCGUGCGUGUGUGCGUCAGCGCGCCGCCUCCGUCAGUCCGGCUAAGAGCGGCGCGGGCGAGCGGCGGCGGCGGGCACAGGAGGAGCGGCGGGCAGCGCUGCUGGAGGAGCGGGCGCUGCUGCUGUCGGCACGGAAACAGAGGCUGAGUCGCCGGCGCGGGACGCUCUUCUCCUUCUCGCUGCAUCUUCCAGAUGUCUCCGCGUUACUGGACGAUGACGGAUACCUCAGUUUCCCGGAUCUGACGGAGCUGCGCUUCCUGCCGCAGAGUCUGCAGCGCUGCGUGCCCGUGCGCUCGCCCUCGCUCAUCCCCUGCUUCCUGUUCAUCUUCUUCUUCCUGCUGUCCACUUCCUUCUCGGUGCCGUACGCACUCACGCUCUCCUUCCCGCUGGCGCUGUGUCUGUGCUAUCUGGAGCCGCGCGCCGCUAAACUGAGCUCCGAGCUGACGCAGAGCUUACAGGACACAUCUGAGGAUGAGGAGACGGACAGCGAUCAGACGGAUUUGGCCUGUGAUGACGACGACACAUCGCUGACGGAGUCUGACUUUGAGGACGACGCUCACACGAGGUCACAGGAGUCUGAGGAGGUUAAAGCUGAAGCUGAAGACGCUCCAGUAAAGACAGAUCACCUGUCGGAUGGGCUUCAGCAGUGUGAGGAAGCAGUUAAAGAUGUUCCUGUGGUUCACACUGAGACCAAGACCAUCACAUACGAGUCCUCAGAGGCUGAUGCCAAUGGAGACUCUAAUCCAGGUGUGUUCAUGAGCGCUCAGACCAUCACAUCUGAGAAGAACAGUACCACCACCACCACACACAUCACCAAGACGGUGAAGGACGGGAUUUCAGAGACUCGCAUCGAGAAGCGGAUCGUCAUCAGUGGAGAUGCAGACAUCGACCACGAUCAGGCUCUGGCUCAGGCCAUUAAAGAGGCCAAAGAGCAGCACCCAGACAUGUCCGUCACUAAAGUAGUGGUUCAUAAAGAGACUGAGAUCUCGGCGACUGAGGCUCAGGCUUGAGGCCAGAAUGAACACACGACCUCUGACCUCUGGUGACCCGCUCUUCAUCUACACAUCCACAAACUGAAAAACCACAUUUCCAGAACAAACUUUGCCUUAAACUGUCCGAUUUCUGAAACCCGAUAGAUAAAUGUGACGUUUCUGCCACGUGAGUGUAUUUAUAGUCCCGUGUGGAUCUGACAGAGACGCCUCGACACAAUAAUUCUGCUUUUAAUUCUGAAUUUCACUUUGUGUUUAGAUGAAAUGAUUUGUGUAAAAGAGCAGCAACUAAAGUAAGACGGUGCCAACAUUUCUCCUCCGCUUCUUUGGGUUUUAAAGUCAUUCAUGAUCAAAUGUUCUGUACAUAAGAUGUUGAGGACGCUCCAGAAAACAGAAGAGUGUGUUUCUACUUGAAUCCUGAGCAGAUUUCUAUUGCGGUGGCCGUUCAUUCAUUCACUCAUGGUUGUUUCUGUGUUUGUUGUUGUUGUUGUUUUCUCACACUAAAGCAGUCCUUCAUUAUAUAUGCAAAAGAGCAACAGAAAAUGAGCGAGUGAAAGAGUUUUAAGGGCUUUUGGUAAGUUUGUAAAGCGUAGUGUUUAUAGAGAUCCUCUGUCUUUUGACCUUUGACCCUGAGAGGUCGUGCUGUUUUCUCCGUGAGUGUAAACGGACAGAACUGAACCAGCAGCAAAAAAAAGAGCAAUCCAUCUGAUUCCUGUUGAGUUUUUAUUUUGGAAUAAAAUAUUGUUGAAAUCGA
Messenger RNA from Danio aesculapii, 3320 nucleotides. It is a transcript of the gene epb41l3b, whose product is annotated as erythrocyte membrane protein band 4.1-like 3b. Gene Ontology annotation, cellular component: cytoskeleton; plasma membrane. Gene Ontology annotation, biological process: cortical actin cytoskeleton organization. The record is from RefSeq and is a predicted model, not a curated record. Gene Ontology annotation, molecular function: actin binding; structural molecule activity. The coding region runs from base 113 to 2587 and encodes 824 amino acids. Lineage: Eukaryota; Metazoa; Chordata; Actinopteri; Cypriniformes; Danionidae. The transcript has 21 exons.